Molecule: messenger RNA, 1705 nt
Organism: Columba livia (rock pigeon)
Lineage: Eukaryota; Metazoa; Chordata; Aves; Columbiformes; Columbidae
Gene: PGAM1
Product: phosphoglycerate mutase 1
Exons: 4
Coding region: 121-885 (254 amino acids)
Biological process (GO): glycolytic process
Molecular function (GO): intramolecular phosphotransferase activity
Source: RefSeq, a predicted model, not a curated record
CGCGCGGGGAGGGGCGGGGCGACGCCACGCCGGUAGCGUCAGUCGCGCGCGGUAGCCGGGGCGGCAGCGUGAGGAGAGAGCGCGCGCGCACCGGUCCGUCCCGAUCCCCGCUCCGCCGCCAUGGCCGCGUACCGCCUCGUGCUCGUUCGCCACGGGGAGAGCGCCUGGAACCUGGAGAACCGCUUCAGCGGCUGGUACGACGCCGAUCUCAGCCCCGCCGGUCAGCAAGAGGCGCGGCGUGGCGGCGAGGCCCUCCGAGAUGCCGGCUACGAGUUCGACAUUUGCUUCACCUCGGUACAGAAACGGGCCAUCCGUACCCUCUGGACCGUGCUGGAUGCCAUCGAUCAGAUGUGGUUACCCGUUAUCCGAACCUGGCGCCUGAAUGAGAGGCACUAUGGGGCUCUGACUGGUUUGAACAAGGCUGAGACGGCGGCAAAGCACGGUGAGGCACAAGUGAAGAUCUGGAGGCGUUCGUAUGACAUCCCUCCACCUCCCAUGCAGUCUGAUCACCCCUUCUACAGCACCAUCAGCAAGGACCGUCGCUACGCUGACCUGACAGAGGACCAGCUGCCAACAUGUGAGAGCCUGAAGGACACCAUUGCCCGGGCUCUGCCCUUCUGGAAUGAGGAAAUUGUGCCGCAGAUCAAAGAGGGAAAGCGAGUCCUUAUUGCUGCCCAUGGCAAUAGUCUGCGUGGGAUUGUCAAGCACCUGGAAGGCAUGUCAGAAGAGGCCAUCAUGGAGCUGAACCUGCCCACUGGUAUCCCUAUCGUUUACGAGCUGGACAAGAACCUGAAGCCUGUCAAGCCCAUGCAGUUCCUGGGGGAUGAGGAGACAGUGCGCAAGGCCAUGGAGGCUGUCGCUGCUCAGGGCAAGGUCAAGAAGUGAGGGUGGGCAGCAGUCUAGCAUGUAGUAGAUGAGUCCCCCACUGUCCCCCCACCCCUCUGUGCACACCCCCCACAGCUGUAGGAACUUGGAGCUGCAGAGCUGGAGCAGCUCCCCAGGAUUAGGCCCAUUCCCUCGGGACCAGGCUUCCCUCUGGAGACAGCCCGGGGCAAGGGAAUGAGCGUGUGGAGAGGUGGCGUGAGAGGGAGCCCCAGCUCUGCCAGGUAGCAACCGCACACCUUUCCCCGCUGAGAUCCCAGCCCUCGGGCCCUGUCUGCAGGGGGACCUGCCAAGCGAUCCCUUUCCACACCAGGCUCCUCCUCUGCUUUGCUUCCUCGGCAGCUCUCGUCACCUGGUUACUGUAGUUCUGUUGCUUGAUUUAGUCUUCCCGGGAGCAGUGGGGUGAGCACAGCGACCAAGAUGGGUACCUCAUCCCCUCGUGGGUGUGUGGCACAAGGAUUGAGAUGCGCAGACACUGAAAGGGUUGUGUUUUGGUGCACGUGGUACAGCACCCAAGGGUGGUACUCACGACUCUGGACCUAGCUCUGCCAGCCCCUGCUUUAACUUAUUGCUUUUGGACAAGGUGAGAGCCUGUUGUCUGGAGGUUCGUGUCUGCCACAUCUUUCCCCCAGCCAAAGCCCAUCCUAGUCCUGCUAGUGUAGCAGGUGCCAUUGUGCUCCAUCCCACAUGCGUGUGUGUGGCCCUGUCGCUGUGGCCUCCCCCUCUGCUGGUGCCAUGAGCCUGGGCUUGCAGGGGGUCAGUGUUAACUGUCUGACAAUAGCAGCUGUCUCGUUCCAGUUCAAUAAAGGAAUUAUGUGCAGUU